Messenger RNA from Protopolystoma xenopodis, 459 nucleotides. The record is from the annotation of a GenBank genome assembly. Lineage: Eukaryota; Metazoa; Platyhelminthes; Monogenea; Polystomatidea; Polystomatidae.
GCUCAGUUAUCCGACUCAGGCAUUUCGGAUGCUGAGGAAAUUGAAGAGGUGGAUUUGCCAAACCCUUCCAAGUCAGUCCUUUCCAACACCAUGGAAAAGACUCAAUCAUUAUAUAGCCAUUCGAAGGACUCUCAUGGUUUAUCACAUCUCUCUUCAGCCAAAAAAGCUGCUAUCCGUCUUAUUGAAAUCGGACCGCGUAUUACUCUUCAGUUGAUUAAAAUCGAAGAGGGUGUAGACUCUGGGGCUGUCCUCUACCAUUGCUGGCAAGCACGUUCCUUCGAUCAAUUAGUCCAGGAUGAUGUGCUUCGUCAGAGACGCGAACAGGCUCGUGCGGCCCGAAGAGCUGCUUGUGAAGCAGCCAGAGCCAAAAAUCUGGCCUCCAAAGAGGCGCAUAAAGCUGCAUGCCUAGAAGGAAUGCGAAAGGCUGGACACUUGCCGGUUCGAAUGGUAAGUGUUUAA